Erigeron canadensis is the source of this 1478-nucleotide messenger RNA. RefSeq lists its product as uncharacterized. The transcript has 2 exons. The coding region runs from base 1 to 1296 and encodes 431 amino acids. NCBI's taxonomy places the organism in Eukaryota, Viridiplantae, Streptophyta, Magnoliopsida, Asterales, Asteraceae. The record is from RefSeq and is a predicted model, not a curated record.
AUGCCUACUUCAUCCAACUCCACUAUCCCUUCCAUAAACCAACUAAACGAUCUUUUGGAAUCCGCCAAGCCUUUCCUCCGUCAAGAAUUUGAAAAAGCUGAUGAAAAACUCCCUUCCUUGAUCUCCAUUUUACAGUCUGCAGGUGCUGGUGAGUGUUUCCAUCGCCUAGGAACCUUCCUUGACCACCUCCUUCAUGUUUACCGUAUCAUCAAACUCUGGAAAGCCCCUGAUUGCGUCGCCCUCUGCGCACUUUUUCACUCUGUUUACUCCAAUUCCUACAGCAACAUUGUCCUUUUUGACCCUCAAACAACCGAUGGUCGCCAAACUGUUCGCGACCAUAUUGGGGACAAUGCUGAGAGAUUGGCCCAUUUGUUCUGUAUCCUUCACCGCCAAUCUCUUAUUCACAAACAAAUAAUGUGUCAAUUUACUGAGGCAGAACUUAUUGGAGAAUACCUCCAAGAAUCCAAGAUUUCGUUGGCAAAUGCGAACGAAAAAGGGAUCUUCAGUAAUGAAGAAAAAUGGCGUAAAAAGAUUCAGUCCCUUGUUCCUGAGAAUGGAGUAAUGGGAAGGCAUUACAAAACAGGUGAAGAAAUCACGGUUUCUAGAAGAAUGAUUGGUGUGUUUCUUCUCAUGACAUUAGCCGAUAUCAGUGAACAAUAUUUUGGUUUUCAAGACGUUUUAUAUGAUAAUUCAAACGGCCGUCUUGAGCUAAUAGGAUCUCGUUACGACACUUUGUAUCCAGGGAAUGGGAAACCGGGUUUAUGGAUGAAUGCUGCAUCCAGGAUGGCUGCAGUUUACAUGCUACUAGUGCGAGAAGAAACCAUCCUCAUGUGUGAAAACAAAAGGGGUUGUGGGAAUCAUAGAGACGAAGAUAUCGAGCUAGUUGUGACAACUCUGAUCCCUCCGGUUUUUGAAAAGUGUAGCAAGAUCCUUGAUGCAAGUGAUCAGAUCAAGGCUAGGGAUUUGUAUUGGGAGGUGGUUUGUGAUGAUGGGUGUGACCAGGUCAAGAAAGACAAGGGUGAGGAAAUGUUGGCUAAGUGUAUUGAGUUGAACCCAUAUGUGGGUGAGCCACAUGUGUUGUUGGGUCAGUUUUAUUUGAGCAAAGGCAGGUUUGAAGAGGGUGAAAAGGAGGUUGAAAAGGGUUUGAGUCUUUUGUUGGAAUGGGGUUGUUCAUGGGACAAAAGGAUCUCAUGGGAAGGCUGGGUGGCUUGGUGCAGGGUGAUGUUGAACCAGGCUAAGGACAAGUCUUGGCCCCAAACUGCUUGGGGAGUCAUUAACUUAGGGCUUGUCAAUUAAGUAGCCUAUGUUAGAUUGUUGUGGUCAAUGUAUUGGUUGGGUUGGGUGUUGGUAAUAAUAAAAUGAUACUGAUAAUAAUAAUAGAGCCCACUCAAUUAAGUUUGUUCACAAGGGUUUGAGCCUUUUAUAUGUGUUCUUUGUUUUAGAGAUAUGUCAAUUUAUGUUUAUUUUCGUUGGAUUAA